AUGCUGCGCCACCGUGCUUGGCAAAUGGGCAAAUACGCCGUGGUGGGAUCUGCCCUCGCCGUGACGGGGGCAUGGGCCAAGCCCCAAAGUCACCUUUGGUGUCAUGAUGCCCAACGCAGGAAACUCACAGUGGCAGAACUGAUGGCUUUGAAGGGCAAGCGGCAGAUUGUGUUGACCACUGCCUUUGACGAGUGGACGGCCAGGGCUGCAGAGGAGGCGGGCGUGGACAUGAUCGUGGCCUGGGGCAGUUGUCAAGAGCACAGCAAAUUCGUGGUGCAGGCGGUACGUCGCGGGGCGCCCAAUACGUUGAUCGGCACGGGGAUCAAUCCCGGAGCCUAUGAAAGCCAAGAGAAUGCCUUGAAACUCGCCAAUGAAAUGCGGGCUGCUGGUACGGACAUCAUUUAUUGCUCCGGCCUAGUUCCUGAAAAGUUUGCCGGAUUGGCGCGGCAGCAUUUCCCAUGUUGCGGCCAUGUGGGCUACCUGCCGGUGAACAACACCUGGUUCGGUGGCCCCCGCGGUGUCGGCAAGACGGGCCUGGAGGCCAAGCAGGUCUUCGACGACGUCAUGGCCCUGGAGGCCGCCGGUUGCAUCGCGGUGGAGAUGGAGUGUGUCCCUGCCCGGGUGGCAGCGGAGAUCACUCAGCGAACCAAGAUGCUGGUGUUUUCCAUGGGUAGCGGUCCUCAUUGCGAUGGGCAGUUUAUCUUUUCGGAGGAUUUGAUGGGCACCAACCUGGGUCGUUAUCCUCGGCACUCCAUCACCUAUGCCAAUGUCAUGGCCGAUGCAGUGGGCGCGUUAAAGCAAUUCUGCCGGGAUGUUGCCAGCGGUGCAUACCCCGAGGCAAAGCAUUGCAUCAAGAUCAAAGAUGACGAGUUUGCAGCUUUCCUGAGAAGAGUGAUUCGGAUCUUCUUCGACAGCGUAGUGGUGGUGGACAACCCCAAUGCACUCAUCAGGAUCUAUCCUAAGGUCUUGGAGUCUGUCUGCAAGGAUGCCGAGGCCAAUCCACAUGUCUACUAUCCCUGGGAUACGGGCACCGGUGAUGUGGAGGUGGCCACCAAUCAUCGGGUUGCAACGAGGAUGGCUCCCGGCAUUCCAGUGCGUGCGGUGUGUCAAGUUCAUCGUGUGUCUGAUUCUCUGGUCAAGGUGACUUUCCUGUUGGAUGCCUCAAUUUUGGGCUCCAUGCUGCAUCCCGCCUUUGCCGACGCCUUCUACAGCAAGCCCGGUGGACUGGAAGCGGUGCCAUAUGUCGAAGAACUCACCCGCUUCCACGUGUUUUGCGACGGCAUCUACGCCGAUUCCCAGGAGAAGCCCUCAGCGGCCCGUGCCCGGCGCGAACGUCGCAAGCGGCAGGGCACAGUGCAAACGCCCAUUGUGCCCGACAUCGUGGAGGAAGAAGAUCUAUCGCUGCGCUGUGAAGCUUUGCGUAUCCAACUCGAUCGCUUUCAGGCGUCUGAAGCCGUUGGAAUGGUUUGGCCCUUGUCGCGCCACUCCGUGGGCUGUCGGUUGAUUCAACGUGCUUUGGAGGUGACCCCGGCCUCCUUCGCGGAGCAGCUGGUCAUGGAGCUGCGGGGCCAUGUGAAGGACGCUGCCUCGUCGCCGCAUGCGAACUACGUCCUGCAGAAGGUGAUCACACAGUUACGCCCACAUGCAUCCAGCUUCAUCGCGGAAGAGCUUUUGGACAGCGGCGCGAGGUUCGCGCGCCACCGUUUCGGCUGUCGGAUUCUGUGCCGAUUGUUGGAGCAUUGCACCACUGAGGGCUCCACUCAAAGGCUGAUCUCGAAGAUUUUGGAAGAUCCCUCAGAAGCCUUGGAACUUUGUCGUCACAACUUUGGACAUCACGUGGUGCAGCUGGUCUUGGAACGUGGACAUCCCAGGCACAAGGAGUUGGUGCUGCAGGUGCUAUACAAAGACUUGGCCACCAAUGCCGCACACCGCCGCGCCAGUUAUGUGGUGGAAGCCGCCCUGAACAACUGCGCGCCACAGGGUCAGUACAACUUGUUGCAUCACCUGCUCCAGCCAUCGGUACUCUAUGAGUUGUCACAGGCUCGCUACGGCCUCUACGUGGUGAAGACGCUUUUGAAGAGACCUGAGGUAGAUGCCAAUGGUAUGGCUCGUGCCAUUCCAGCAGUGGCUGAGAUCAUGAAAAAGAUUGCUGCCAACCCAGUGGAUGAGCGCAUGGGAUAG
Cladocopium goreaui is the source of this 2181-nucleotide messenger RNA. NCBI's taxonomy places the organism in Eukaryota, Dinophyceae, Suessiales, Symbiodiniaceae. The record is from the annotation of a GenBank genome assembly.